Molecule: messenger RNA, 1993 nt
Organism: Melitaea cinxia (Glanville fritillary)
Lineage: Eukaryota; Metazoa; Arthropoda; Insecta; Lepidoptera; Nymphalidae
Exons: 5
Coding region: 1-1788 (595 amino acids)
Source: RefSeq, a predicted model, not a curated record
AUGGAUAAAUAUUCACCCAUUGUUUUAAAAACACUUCAAGAAUUGCUUCCACCAUCCGUAUUUAGUGAAUUAGUUUGCUUUACUUUUUACGAUGAACAUCCAAGGGAUACAAGAACGAUAGACCUCACUGUAUGCUGCAAAAGAGGUGUGGUACAAGAAUUUUAUAAAAGAGAAUUAAUUGACUCCAUACUAAUACAAAACGUUGCUAAAGUAGAAGAAAUAGAACUGGUAAGAAAUACUAAAUGUGAAAUUUUUUAUCUCGUGGCAGCCAAACAUGAAAUUAUCAUUUUGUCUAAAAGAGAAAAACUUGAGGUCCACAAAAGAAUUACUGAUGUACAAACAUAUGCGUUUAACGAUGUAGAAUGUAAGGGUCAAGCUUCACUUAGAGUAACUGUAACAGACGAUGCUCUUCCUGUAGUUUAUAAUGAAAACUUUACCAUGUCGAGAGAUAGAAUACUAAGUACAGACAAAGUUCUUUCCGACGAAUCCCUGGCUCUGUUGAGGGAAUUAAUGAUGAAAUUAACUGAAGUUGAAUAUUCUUCAAAUUGUAAUGAAAACACCUUAAAAAAAUAUUUAAAAUUAAGACAAGAGACUGCAUUUAAUAUGUAUCAAAGGACAGAAAUCGAUUCUGAAGAAUCUGUCAUUAAACUAGAUCCAAAUAAGAUAUCGGAUCUCUUACAAGUAUCUAUAAAGCCUCUAAAAGUUAAAUGCUGUAACAAAAAAAUUAUUAUAAUAUCAAGCUUACACAAUAGAAAUGAACUUUUUAAUCUUUUUUUUUAUAGGCUGAUCUCAGAAAUUACUGUCCUACUUCACCAGACAAAUAAAAAAUCAUUAGAUUAUACAACAAAAGUAUUUAAUGGGAUAUCUACAUCUCCUUAUUGGGAGGAAGUAAAUUCAGAAAUCGGUGUAGAUACAAUUUCCACAAUAACAGCCGUUGUGGAUUUAAAAGAAAUAAGAAACAGCACAAUAAAAAGUAUCAAUUUUGAUGUUGUUAUUUCUUUUAAGAGAGGGGAAAAGAAUUAUUUACUGCCAUUGGGAACUGUAGAAAUUUCAGCUCUGGAUUUUACAGGAGAAAGUUUUGAUGUUUUAGCAGAUGAAGAAGAAGAAAAAUGUAUUAUGAUGUUGGCAUUGCUAAGUACUUCAAAAAGAGUAAAUCUUAAGCUUAGACAUAUAAAACAACCUGAUGAAAAUGUGACAACAUUGUCAGAUAUAUUUUGCACUUAUUUGAAAAUGGAAUCAUUGGAUAUUGAAAAUGUUGUUAUACAUAAAAAAUCUCCUCAUCAUAUCCUCUACGGUGUAAUGGUUGUUUUCGAAGAAAGUACUGAUCCUUUAGUCAUGAAUUUUCAAGUUUAUUUUCGGUCUCAGUGGCAGGUACUUGCACUAAUUAAUUAUAUGUAUGAUGUAGUUCCUUACAAAAUAAUAGUAACUACUCCAGAAUACAAAUUGACUGGUAUUACUAAUGAUCUCAUAAAUUACAAAGACGUAUCUAAGGUAACAGAAACACAUCUUAGUAGUGAAAUUGUGAAGGAAUGUUCAUUAUCAUUACUAAAACAAGCACAAAUGGUUAAAGAAUAUUUUAAAAAAUGUACCCAAGUAAUGUUAGAGAGUGAAGAUAUUGAUAUAAGAAAUAGAACGGACUUGUAUACAGAUUUGUUUGCACAGGGCUUGACAAAGUAUGUGGAAUUUAGAAACCGAGUCUUAGAGGAGUCUUUUUAUUUUAUUAAACUUUUAACCCUUAAUAAAAAACCUGUGCGAGGUAAUUCAAAUCUUUCAACAAAUGAUGACUAAUUUUGCCUCAUAGUUGAAAAAAAAAACAAAUAGUAUUGAAAUAAUUUAUUUAUGUAAAAGUGUCAAUGUCAGACUUGUGAAUACUUAUAAAUAACCUUAUAAACAAAAUUACGAAAUAAAUUACUCAUAAAAUAAAUAUAUUUUGAAGGAAUACUAAUUGUAAAGAGAGCAUUUACAGAAAUAGAUAUUAUUGUAAAUAUUGUUA